AUGUCAAAUCUUACAAAACUAGAAUUUGUGGCUCUAGACAUCACUGGAAAUAACUAUUUAUCAUGGGUACUAGAUGCUGAAAUUCACUUAGAUGCAAAGGGUCUUGGUGAGACUAUUAAGGAGGGAAAUGAAGAAAGUACACAAUAUAAGGCCAAUGCCAUGAUUUUCCUUCGCCAUCACCUCCAUGAAGGUCUAAAGACCGAAUAUUUGACUGUUAAGGACCCUCAAAUUCUUUGGGCCAAUCUAAAGGAAAGAUAUGACCACCGAAAGCUGGCGGAGCAAAACAACGAGCUGCUAAUGAAAAACCAUGAAUUACACCUAACUGGCUCUGCUCCAUUCCCUGAAGCGAAUGUGAGUUUACACAAUGGGCAAGAAUUAAAAGAAACACACCAUGCAAAUAGUAGUGUAUGUGGUCGUGGUCGUGGCCGAGGGCGUGGCCGCGGACAUAGAUAUGGAUAUGGUCGAGGUGGUCGUUUUAAAAAUUCACAUUCCUACCAGAAGUGGGAUCGAAAAAAUGGUAACAAGGAAGAGAAAGAAAAAGGUGAAAAUAUGACUAAUGUAUGCUAUCGUUGUAGAGGAAAAGGACAUUGGUCUCGUGUGUGUCGCACACAAAAGCAUCUAGUUGAUCUUUAUCAACAGUCCAUAAAACAGAAGGGAAAGAAAGUAGAAACCAAUCUUGUGUAUAAAGAUGGCGAAGGUGAUUUUGAUGAUGGCAAUGCAAUCCACUUAGAAGUGGCUGAUUUUCUUUCUACCCCUGAAGGAAAUUAUUAA
This is a messenger RNA of Gossypium arboreum, 771 nucleotides long. RefSeq lists its product as uncharacterized. The transcript has 2 exons. NCBI's taxonomy places the organism in Eukaryota, Viridiplantae, Streptophyta, Magnoliopsida, Malvales, Malvaceae. Gene Ontology annotation, molecular function: nucleic acid binding; zinc ion binding. Bases 1 to 771 code for a protein of 256 amino acids. The record is from RefSeq and is a predicted model, not a curated record.